UUCUCUCGUCUCUCUUUCCUCUCUGCUCUGCGUCUCCCACUCUCCCCCAUCGGAGGGAUCUUUGGCGGGCGGGAAGAAGAAGAAAGAAGGGGAGAAGAAGGAUCGGAGGACCGGCAACGAAGCAGGAGCGGCACCCAUCAUGGCGAAGCCUCCCCUUCGCCAGCCGCCGGACCUGGCCAAGACUCUCAUCUCGAACGCCCACAGCCCCGAAUUUGCAUGGCGCUUCUUCAAGUUCCUCUUCGACAAGCAGGAUCCGACCCCUCCCCCCUUGUUAUCUGUCUCAGUCAUCACUCGCAUUCUGUCCCUCUCUAGAAUGCUCCCGCAACUCCAACACCUCCGGCAACUUCUCUCCCGCCUCCCGCCAGAUUUUGCCGUCCCUGCUCUUUCCACCGUCAUAACCCAAAUGGCGGCCAUAACUACCGAUCCUACUUCCGACCCCUCCAUCCUCGAUGCUGCCCUUUCUGCUUUCCAGUCCCUCCGAUCCGACUUUCCCGGCUCUCAGCCGCCUCAUCGGGCGUACACCUACCUUCUCCGUGCUCUCCUCCGCCACGGUCGGCCGGAGCCCAUCCCUGCCAUCUAUUCUGACAUGCUCCGCUCAGGGUUCUUUCCGGACACGACCACUCUUAAUUUGCUGAUGUCUGCGCUUGCUGAUUUUGGGCGCGUCGACGACGCCCGCCAAUUGCUUGAGAAAAUGUCCGUUAAAGGGUUAUCUCCCAAUUCCUUCACCUACGGCCUCCUGGCACGCGCCUACUGCAGGUCUGGGUGCACCGCUCAUGCUUUUGAGCUCCUUGAUGACAUGGAACGGCAUGGAUGCCGGCCUAAUCGAGUUAUUUACAAUACCCUUCUUUCUGGGUUUUGUAGAGAGAAUAAAGUGAAUGAAGCUGAAAAAGUAUGGGACAUGAUGUGUUCUGAUGGUUUUUCUCCUGAUAUUGUUACUUUUAAUUCUAGAAUCACCAUGCUCUGUAGGGGAGGUAAGCUUUUGGAAGCUUCUAAAAUAUUCAUCGACAUGCAGUUGGAAGAAGGUUUACCUUUGCCCAAUCAUGUCACAUUAAAUAUAAUGCUAGAUGGUUUCUGUAAGGCUGGGGAUUUGGCUAAAGCUGAAAAAAUUGUCGGUUUGAUGAAGAAGCUUGGACUUCUGAGGACUCUAGAGAGUUAUAGUAUAUGGGUGUACGGUCUCCUGAGAAAAGGGCGAUUGUGUGAAUCUCAGAUUGUUUUGAAAGAAAUGACAGACGAUGGUAUUGCGCCGAAUUUACAUAUGUACAACAUCCUUAUAGAUGGAUUAUGUAAGGCAGGCAUGUUUAUGGAUGCACGAGUUCUGAUGGAUACAAUGAGAAAUAACGGAAUCAUUCCAGAUAAGGUUUCAUAUAACACACUGCUUAACGGAUAUUGCAGUAAAGGAAGGGUCUCACUGACCUACGAAGUGCUAAAUGAGAUGCAAAGAAAUGGAUGUUUCCCAACAGCUUAUACUUACAAUAUAUUGCUGAAGAGCCUGUGGAAGGAAGGAAGGGCCUCAGAGGCAGAGCUGUUGUUGAAGAAGAUGAAUGAAAAAGGCCAUCGUCCAGAUACAAUCACUUGCAAUAUAAUGAUUGAUGGCCUGUGUAAAACUGGGAAAUUGGAUAAGGCAAUGAAAAUUGCCGGUGGAAUGUGGGAUCAUGGAGCUGCCGCUCUCGGUGACCUUGAGAAUGUGGUUCUUGGAUUAGUGGACGGUUGUUACGGUGAUAAAUGUCAUCCAGACGUGGUGACCUAUUCUACCUUGAUCGAUGGUUUGUUGAAAGCUGGAAAGUUUGAUGAAGCCAAGAAGAAAUUUGUGGAGAUGAUGGAUAAUGGUAUCGUUCCUGACCGUGUCAUCUAUGACACAUUCAUUGAUGGCUUUGCGAAGCAUGGUAAGGUCUCAGCUGCUCAUCAGGUUCUUAUUGAAAUGGAAAUAAAUGGUUGUGAUCCUAGUGUUAGAAGCUACAAUUCAUUGAUGUGGGGUCUGGCCAGUAAAGGCAAGGUUAUGGAGAUUCACAGCUUGAUAAAUAAUAUGAAAAACGGCAAGCUUCUUCCUGAUGCUUUUAGCUAUAAUUGUCUUAUUAAAUCUUUGUGUGAAGGAGGGAAGGUGAUGGAAGCUGCAUCAGUCUUCGAUGAGAUGCUCGGUCGGGGAAUUAUUCCUAAUAUUAUGUCAUUCAAAAUACUGUUGAAAGCAUUCUGUGAUAUUCAGGAUUUUGAAGCGGCUGAGAAGGUUUCUGAGCUGGCACACAAUUUCUGUUACCAGAAGAAAGUCCUUCACCAACUGAUGUUUGAGAAGUUCUGUGCGGCGGGUAGGUUUGUGGAUGCACAAAACCUUCUUGAAAUGCUUAUGCGGAGUGGGUGCACCCUUGAAGGGUUCUCAUACACUAGUUUGAUCAAGGGACUGUGUGAAGCAAACAAGUUGGAUGAUACACAGUUGACAUUAAAAAAGUUGGUAGAUAGAGGUUAUGUAUUUGAUCCUGCUGCUUUUAUGCCACUAAUUGAUGCAUUAGGCAAGGAGGGAAACAAACAAGAGGCCGAUAAACUUGCAGAAACUAUGAUGGAUAUGGCUGCUCGCUAUGAGGAUUUGAAUGAAAAUAUUGGAACUGCCGUACGUCCUGUUCGAUCAAAUAUACUGCAAAACGCACGGGGAAAGGAAAACAAAUUAAGCACUAGCGAUUGGCAGUCCUUACUGCUCCGAGAUGAUGGGGGUCUAAUUGUGCUGAAGUUGCUCAAACGAGUACGAAAAGGUUGGGGUCAGGGAACCAUAACAAGCUUUCUGGCAGAGAAGAACGACAAUCUUGAUAACUGGGUGGAUGUUGGAUAAUAUGCUUCGUUUUCCAUGAGGAGAAAUUUAUGUCACAGAAGAGGAAAACUGAUGUGUGCCUUUCUUCCUCAAGGUUGAAGCCCAUUAAUGCUAUUUAGCAUUUUAAAAGGACAAAUGGAAAGACGUGGUACUGUGGAAUCAAACCGUCCGUCAACUCAGAACUGUAUCUUGAAUGCAUGGGUAACCUGAAGAUAGGGUCACCUGAGUAACUAAAAAGUCAAUGCCGUCGCUCGAAUUUUAUGAAGUCUAUUCCUCGUGUUGGUGGAUGAGCUUCGUCACUAAAAUGAGGCUCUUUGUGCGUCAGAGGACAAGAUAUUUAGUCAACCUCGAUACAUGCUGUAUAGUAAUAGUUCUAUUCUCCUACCGUCUGCUAUACAGAAGAGAAGAUAUUUGUAACCAUCUGUGUGAUUGAAUUGAUGGCUUCGGGGAAGACGACUUAAAUGGUUGUCCUCUUGCUGGACAUAUUUGGUGAUAAAUGCGAUUUGAGGAUAUGCUAAAUUUUUUGUGCAUGGUGAAGAUAGUCGAUCUGCUGAUUCUUGCUGGCAUUCUUCUUGUUGGGAGAUUGUGAACAACGUGCUGGGAUGGGAUCCAUUGACGAGGCAUUGCCUUUUUCUUGUCACUGAUGAAGGUGCUCUUUACCAUAUUAAAUGGUUUAAGCUGCUUAAUUUCAUGUCCUCCAUAUUGAAGGCCUUUUGUAUGUAUGUUUUUCUUACUGAACAAUUUGGGUGCGCCUAUUGGGAGCUCAUAUUAUUCUCCUUCUUACAAGGUGAGUAAAGGUAAUUAGAUGAUAAAGUAGAUUGGUUUUCAACUUCAAACUGUAGAUUGGAGGUUCUUGGUUUCCCUCGAGUUGAUAUUUGCUAUCUACAUGUUCUUAUUGUCGGACGGAUUAGUGACAGCAUGUGAUAAUACGUUGAUUAUCUUUGGUUUUUCUCUUUCAGGUAAACUGAAGCGACUUGGCCUAACAAAGUAGCAGGUACACAGUCCUCUUCUCUAGGUCUACUUCUACACCGUCCUCGCGGAAGAACUCCCUGGUUGCAUAUCUCAACUCCGCCUCGAUGCUUUCUGCCGAGAAAAACCGGACCCUGGGGCUAGAUCUAGUGCCGUCA
Molecule: messenger RNA, 3921 nt
Organism: Nymphaea colorata (pocket water lily)
Lineage: Eukaryota; Viridiplantae; Streptophyta; Magnoliopsida; Nymphaeales; Nymphaeaceae
Product: pentatricopeptide repeat-containing protein At2g17140
Exons: 5
Coding region: 140-2815 (891 amino acids)
Molecular function (GO): protein binding
Source: RefSeq, a predicted model, not a curated record